This is a messenger RNA of Myotis davidii, 1604 nucleotides long. It is a transcript of the gene CLN8, whose product is annotated as ceroid-lipofuscinosis, neuronal 8. The record is from RefSeq and is a predicted model, not a curated record. Gene Ontology annotation, cellular component: membrane; endoplasmic reticulum. The transcript is spliced from 3 exons. Gene Ontology annotation, biological process: lipid homeostasis. NCBI's taxonomy places the organism in Eukaryota, Metazoa, Chordata, Mammalia, Chiroptera, Vespertilionidae. Bases 122 to 925 code for a protein of 267 amino acids.
GCUGAAGGCGGACACAUGACCCCAGCGACCUCGGCCCUGGCCCUUUGUCGUGGACAAGACGCCGCGUGGGGCCCCGCAGCCCUGUGCUGACCGCGCUCGCCGUGACCCAGGACUCGGGACAAUGAGUCUCGCGGACGACCAAGGGCCAUCGGAGAGCAUAUUUGACCUGGACUACGCCUCCUGGCGGAUCCGCGCCACGCUGGUGGCCGCCGGCUUUGCCUUCUACCUGGGCGUCUUCGUGGUGUGCCACCAGCUGUCAUCCUCCCUGAACGCCACGUACCACUCCCUGGUGGCCAAGGAGAAGGUCUUCUGGAACCUGGCAGCCACGCGGGCCGUGUUUGGCGUGCAGAGCACGGCCGCGGGUCUGUGGACGCUGCUGGUGGACCCGGUGCUGGCGGCCGACAAGGCGCACGCCCAGCAGAGCUGGUCCUGGUUCCACGUGGCCACGGCCACCGGCUUCUUCCUCUUCGAGAACGUGUCUUCCUUCCUGGGCUUCCUGGGGCUGGCGGUGAACCUGCAGGCCGGCCACUACCUGGCCAUGACCACGCUGCUGCUGGAGGCCAGCACGCCCUUCACCUGCGUGUCCUGGAUGCUGCUGAAGGCUGGCUGGGCCGACUCGCUGCUCUGGAAGGCGAACCAGUGGCUGAUGAUCCACAUGUUCCACUGCCGCAUGGUGCUCACCUACCACAUGUGGUGGGUGUGCGCGCAGCACUGGGAGGGCCUGCGGGGCACCCUGCACCCGCCGCACCUGGCGCUCUUCCUCCUGGGCAUGAGCCUCCUGACGCUGGUGCUCAACCCCUACUGGACCCACAAGAAGACGCAGCAGCUCCUCAGCCCCGUGGACUGGAACUUCGCGUUGCAGCAGCCCCGGGGCCCCGCCCCGCCCAGGGCCAACGGCCGGGUGCCCCUGAAGAAGGGGCAGUAGCCGCUGGGAGCCCCCCCGCCUCCCGAAGCCCCAGCGCUGCUCCUAAGAGAGGGCUUGGUGGUGCAUUAGUAUUAAUUCCCAAGUCGCCACCAAGUGCCUCCGACAUGACUGCCUCCAGGGGCAGAACUCCGCCUACUGUUGCGUUGUCUGUAAUGGUUCCUUCCUGGGAGCCCACCCUGGGGGCGAGCUGGUCAUGGAAGGUUCCGGGGAGGCGGGGCUGGGUUCGAGUGCAGGCCGACUGGCUUUCUUGCCCUCGCCUUCCUGGGCCUCACAGAUGGCAUUUCCUACAAACAAGGGCGGUCUCACCGGCAGGCAGGCGGGAGGCCGGUGUUGCUGUGGUCGGAGCCCAGCCACCUGUCUGUGGGGCUGCCUGGCUGAGGAGACGUCGUAUGGGAAACGCCCCACACUGGGUCUCCUCAGCCUUCAACCCGCUCUGUUCAAACCUUGUCUGUUCCCUUGGAAGGAAUCGCCCCGACAUAGAAAACCGUGGGACUGGUCUGUCCAGCCGGGUGCAACAGUGCCCUCCAGGGGCCGCGCUGCAGCGGCGCCGUGUGGGUGCACCAGCCCGCUGGGGCGGAGGAGGGGAGUCUCGCAGGUUUUUUAAGGAAGCUGCACAAAACCAGAAUCAUGUGUUCACGAUGAAUCGCUCAGUUGACAAAAUAAGGAAGAUAUUUAAUCC